UUUCUCCCUUACUCUUCAUUGAAUCUUGAACUUUGCCUCUUCGUGUAGUAGCAGACCAUGUAUUUAUUUAUCAAUAAAAACAGCUAAAAUAUGGUUCGCAAAUUAAAAUACCACGAACAAAAACUUCUGAAAAAAGUUGAUUUUAUAACUUGGAAAGUCGAUAAUGGUGGAAAGGAAAAUGUGAUUUUGCGAAGGUACAACAUUCGAAAAAGGGAAGACUAUACAAAGUACAACAAACUAUCGCGCAAUGUUCGGGAACUAGCUGACAAAAUAGCAAAACUGGAAAGAAACGACCCGUUCAAAGCAGAAGCAACAGAAAUAUUGCUAGAAAAAUUGAAUGCCCUUGGCCUGGCGGCAAAUAAAUUAGAUUUGGAAAUGGCAAGUCGAAUCUCAGCAAGCAGUUUUUGUCGCCGAAGAUUGCCUGUAAUCAUGGUUAAACAAAAACUUUCAGAAAACAUAAAAAGUGCUACAGAUCUAAUAGAACAGGGCCAUGUUCGGGUUGGCCCAGAAAUGAUAAAAGAUCCAGCUUUUAUUGUGUCAAGAAACUUGGAAGACUUUGUUACUUGGGUUGAUGGAUCGAAAAUUAAAAAGCAUAUAUUGGAAUACAAUAACAUGCGGGAUGAUUUUGAUUUUUAAACUUGUUUUAUGAAGACAAUAAAAAACACAUUUUGGAA
Messenger RNA from Episyrphus balteatus (marmalade hoverfly), 674 nucleotides. Its product is annotated as U3 small nucleolar ribonucleoprotein protein IMP3. The record is from RefSeq and is a predicted model, not a curated record. Gene Ontology annotation, cellular component: small-subunit processome; small ribosomal subunit; Mpp10 complex. NCBI's taxonomy places the organism in Eukaryota, Metazoa, Arthropoda, Insecta, Diptera, Syrphidae. Bases 91 to 636 code for a protein of 181 amino acids. Gene Ontology annotation, molecular function: structural constituent of ribosome; rRNA binding; snoRNA binding. The transcript is spliced from 3 exons. Gene Ontology annotation, biological process: rRNA processing.